GGCCCCGUCCGCGCAGAGUCCCCGGUCGGCGGCGCCUCGGAGCUGCCCGGCUGCCCGAUGCUUCCGCCCCGGCCGCCGCGGGCCGGGCUGUGCGCGUAGUGCCCGGCUCAGGCCCCCGAAGCGCCGGCGGGGGCGACAGCGGCCUCGGGCCCCGCGGAGACGGAGCGGCUGGAGGACGAGGCGGCGGCCGCGGGGAGGAGGAUGGGGGCUAACCAGUUAGUGGUGCUCAACGUGUACGACAUGGUUGGGCUGCUGUGGUUCAUUCCUUUUCUUCCAUAAAUCUGCUGCAUAUAUGAAAAUACAGUAUAGUUGACCACCUCCCUACAUUGACCAUCUCCUUCAGUUGAUGUAAUGUUCGUAGACUGGACAUGUACCACAUGAACUCAAUGGAAGACCACCUCUGUAAGUCGUAUCUUGACUACUUGGACGAUGUAACAUACAAUAUUAAUUUACCCUCUAUAACUUGACCAGUUCGGUUCACUCUACACCAAGAGGUAGAAACUGUGAACUUUGCUCAUUAGUUGUAUUAUUUUUUCUUUAGUAUAAGUUCUUUUUUCACGUCAUAUUAUUACUGUAUGUUAAAUCAGACCUAAUGUCCUAUUGUUUAUCAUGUGUUGGGAAAGAUUUUUCUAUGUGAAGGCCUGGUACAUCCUGCAAUGACUGAAAAAUUUUAUAUUUAAUUGAGACAUAAUGGCGCAAAGGAAAGAACUCAAAGAGCUGACAUUAAAGGAAAAGGUCGAUCUUUUACAUUUUCUAGAAAGCAGCAGCCAGAGAAAGACAGCAGAACAUUUUGGUGUUAGCAAGACCACAGUUAGCAACAUCCAAAAACGUAAACAUGAGUACUUAGAGAAAUACAGUAAAGACAGUGGAGACCCACAGCGGAAAAAGAGGAAAACUUCCCUGGAUGAAGUCAAUCAAGCCACAUUAAGCUGGUUCAAACAAAUGAGGGCAGUUAAUGCCCGGAUCUCUGGACCGAUGAUUCGAGAAGUGGCAAAGAAAUUCGCACAGGAAUUCGGGGUGGCAGAUUUCCAAGCAUCAAGUGGUUGGCUUGAAAAAUUUAAACUACGAAACAAGAUCUCCCAGAAAGUCUUGUGUGGUGAAUCCAAUGACGUUUCAGCAGAAGUUGUGGAAGAGACUCCGAAGGAAGAGGAUGUCAGGCAUCUGAUAAUGCAGUUGAAGUCAUUUGCUGCAGAAAAAUGCCCAGGUAUGCUGAGUGGUGUGGCCAGUGUUGAGAAUGCUUUCUGCACUUACAUUUGUAAUAAGAGACAGGUCAAGAUCGACUCUUUCUUCAGAAAGAAUAAUUAAACCAUGAGAAAACAGUAAUUGUAUUGAUUUUAUAUGAUACUGUCUAUGAUUUUACUGUUUUGAUUAUAUAUGAUUUCAUAUGAUAUUCUCUAAUAAAUGUUGUAUAAGAAAGUGAAGUACUUGUAUGUAUCAGUAUAACAGGCCUAGUUCCUUGUGUUGACCACCUCUAUAUGUUGACCGGUUUGUUACAGUCCCUUGGGUGGUCAACUUAUAGAGGUUUUACUGUAAUUGUAUGGGGGUCACCUAUAUUAACUUCUUUCUUAUGGAGGAAUAGUAUAAUCCUCAAAAGAUUAUUUAAUUGUGCAUGGUGCUUCUGAAUUACUGCUUGCUGUCUUCUCAGUGAUUAUGUUUCUCUUUGUAUGUUGGGGUACUCUUUCACCAAUAAAACAUAUGUUAAGAGUUACUUUCUGAGUCUUAAAAAAGAAGCUGUUCAUGUAUUCCUAAUUUACUGGCAUACCCAUAGCAAAGCAGGAAACAGAUUAGUUUCUAAUGGUGAGACAAAUCUCUGGUGUAGUAGCUGUAGCAAUCUUCAUGUUUCAUAGAUUUCAGAUUUUGUGCUUUUCAUUAUCUUGGCUACUAAUAAAUUU
Molecule: messenger RNA, 1892 nt
Organism: Nycticebus coucang (slow loris)
Lineage: Eukaryota; Metazoa; Chordata; Mammalia; Primates; Lorisidae
Product: tigger transposable element-derived protein 4-like
Exons: 2
Coding region: 691-1305 (204 amino acids)
Cellular component (GO): nucleus
Molecular function (GO): DNA binding
Source: RefSeq, a predicted model, not a curated record